GUAACCACAAUCCUCCAGUCAGUGACUCUCUCUCAGCUUCAGCCGGUGACAUCAGGAGUGCCACACUGCGCCUGUCAGGUGUAACAGAAGCCAUCAGUCAACAUGAACCCUGCCUUGGCCCUGAGCGCCGUGGUCCUCGUGCUCCUGUCCCUCUCCACAUGGGCUCGUGCUGAACCACGCAGGGUGACGUCAGCACGAGGCAGAUCCCCGCGCGCGCCUGCAGCCAAAGUGCGACUGGCGGGGAGUUUUCAACGAGGUCCGAAUGAGGGUCGUCUGGAAGUCCUGCACAACAACACCUGGGGCACCGUGUGUGACGAUGAGGUGGACAUCAAACUGGCCAAUGUGGUGUGCAAAGAACUGGGCUUCCACAGCGCCAUCACGUGGGCACACAGCGCCAAGUACGGAGAGGGAGAGGGUCCCAUAUGGAUGGACAAUGUUCGCUGUGAUGGCUCUGAGAAAACCCUGAAGGACUGCAAGCACAACGGCUGGGGGGUGAACGACUGUAAACACUCAGAGGACCUGGGGGUCGUGUGUGCCCCUGAGCGCAGGCUGGACCAAACAGCCAGUAGGGGGCACAGUUCUCUGAGGACCAAUCUGAACCCUGCGCCUCAGUGGCAGGCCCCAGUUUCCACCAGAAGACAUCCUGCGUACGGCUACUAUGGAAAUGGACAUCCAUAUGAAGUACCACAGCUCAACAGACCCUAUCAUUACCAGGGUCAUAGUAAGGUCCGCAUUGAGGAGGUGCGCCUCCGUCCUGUCCUCAUGGCCACCAAGAGAAAGAGCUUGAUCACAGAAGGCGUGGUCGAAGUGAAGCAUGCUGGGAGAUGGAGGCAGGUGUGUGACUUGGGCUGGAGUCUCAACAGCAGCAGAGUUGUAUGUGGGAUGCUUGGCUUUCCAGAGGCUGCCCAGCACAACGUCAAAACAUACAAGAAAAUAUGGGAUACAAAGGUCGCAGAUCCUUCCACAAGACUGAGCAUGAUGGCAAAGAAGAAGGGUUUCUGGGUCGAGAAAGUGCACUGUUUGGGCACAGAAAACACUUUGUCUGAAUGUCGCGCUCAGCUCUCCAUCCCACGCAGUCCCUCCCCCUGCAAUAAAGGCAGACACGCGGUGGUCAAGUGUGUCCCGGGACCCCAGUUUGCAAGGAUCUCAUCUGGAAGACCGCAAGCUCCUUAUCCAAUCGUGCCGGUGCGUCUGAAGGCCGGGCCCAGACUGGGUGAGGGUCGCGUGGAGGUGCUCCGAGAUGGGAAAUGGGGGACGAUUGUGGAUCACAUGUGGGACAGGACAGCGGCUACCGUGGUGUGUCGAGAGCUGGGAUUUGGAACCGCUCAAGAUGCGCUACAUGGAGCUUUUAUGGGACAAGGGACUGGACCAAUCCACAUGAACAACGUCCAGUGUAUGGGCAGCGAGCGAUCUAUUCUAGACUGCUUCUUCCAGGAGGUGCAGCCGUGGACAUUCAAACACAGCCAGGACGCCUCAGUACGAUGCAACGUGCCAAAAACCGGCAAUGAAAAAACGGUGCGUCUGGCGGGAGGCCGGGUCCCAUCCGAAGGCCGGGUGGAGGUACUGAUGGACGUCGGAGGGAGAAAACGCUGGGGAUCCGUGUGCAGCGAGAACUGGGGCAUCAACGAGGCCAUGGUGGUGUGUCGGCAGCUCGGGCUCGGGUUUGCUGCCAGCGCUCAUGAGGAGACGUGGUAUUGGCCCGGCGACCCGAGUGCAGCAGAGGUGAUCCUCAGUGGUACUCACUGUGUCGGCACAGAGCUUUCCAUUCAGCAGUGUCGCCGUAACAACCACGUGCACUGUCCCAGAGGAGGCGGGACAAAGGCGGCCGGAGUCACCUGCUCGGACACUGCUCCUGACCUCGUAGUGGACGCUCAGCUUGUUCAGGAAACCACUUACCUGGAGGACCGGCCGCUGCACCUGCUCACCUGCGCCAACGAAGAGAACUGUCUGUCCUCCUCGGCCGCCCGCAUGAACUGGCCCUACGGACACCGCCGCCUGCUGCGCUUCUCCUCACGCAUCAUGAACCUGGGCCGCUCCGACUUCAGGCCCAAAGCCUCAAAGGAGAGCUGGACCUGGCACCAGUGUCACAGGCACUACCACAGCAUCGAGGUGUUCACACACUACGACCUGCUCACGCUCAACGGCUCCAGGGUUGCCGAGGGACACAAGGCCAGUUUCUGUUUAGAAGACACUUACUGCCCUGAUGGUGUUCAGAAACGGUUUUCCUGCUACAACAUGGGUGACCAGGGCAUCUCUGUGGGCUGCUGGGACACAUACCGCCAUGACAUCGACUGUCAGUGGGUCGAUGUGACCGACGUACGCCCAGGGGAUUACAUCUUCCAGGUGGAGGUGAACCCCUCAAUGGACAUGGCCGAGUCUGACUUCAUGAACAACGUGAUGAGAUGUCGCUGCAGAUAUGACGGACAGAGAGUUUACAUGUACGGCUGCCAUGUUGGGGACGCAUACAGUGCAGAGGUCGAGGAUCUGUUCGAGCAUCAGAGACAAAUCACCAAUAACUUUGUGUAGGACGUCCAGCGCUACAGUUGAGUUCGGUGGCGUGGAAGAGGGAGCAUAAGAACACUCAGGGGGAGGGAUUCACA
Molecule: messenger RNA, 2600 nt
Organism: Periophthalmus magnuspinnatus
Lineage: Eukaryota; Metazoa; Chordata; Actinopteri; Gobiiformes; Gobiidae
Gene: loxl4
Product: lysyl oxidase-like 4
Exons: 15
Coding region: 103-2526 (807 amino acids)
Biological process (GO): peptidyl-lysine oxidation
Cellular component (GO): membrane
Molecular function (GO): protein-lysine 6-oxidase activity; copper ion binding
Source: RefSeq, a predicted model, not a curated record